GGCGAACCACGUUCGUAAUCCUAUUGAAGAAAUGAAAGCAGCUGAAGCCAGUGGAAGAUUCAGCUAUGACUCCUCCAGUAAUCAGUAUGCCGAUGAGUUUGUUCUGGGUGAACAAGUAAAAGAUGUUUCAGUGCCUCAAUUAGAGUCCCCCGCUCCCACCAGCUUAUCGGAACCCGUCUCCUCAUUUUCAGCGUCGCAGACACUUCAACCUCCCACCCCGACCCCCACCCCCUCGGCCCAGCUGAUCCGCGAGGAGGGAAGGAGGAGUUGCCCCAAACCGCAGCCGGCCCCCCUGCAGCCGACGAUGAAGAUGAUGAUCUGGAUUUGGAGCUUGAGAAUAUGAACCUCGAUGAUAUUGAUCC
Molecule: messenger RNA, 362 nt
Organism: Nilaparvata lugens (brown planthopper)
Lineage: Eukaryota; Metazoa; Arthropoda; Insecta; Hemiptera; Delphacidae
Exons: 2
Coding region: 32-343 (103 amino acids)
Source: RefSeq, a predicted model, not a curated record